AUGAAGCCGCCAUCAUGGUGGAACCACAGCUCCGCGGGGUCGCCGUACCACUGCAGGAAGUACUGCGUCAGGUCAGGGACGACUGCUCGACGCCCUCGAGAAUGGCUUGCCGGCUCAUCGUGUUGAAGGCGUUCUUGGCGUCCAGGGAGAGGAGCACGCGCCGCUCGCUAGCGUCUCCUGCCGACAGGAAGGUCCGCACGGCUGCGAUAUCGGUGCCGCAGUCUCCAGGUCAGGUCGAGUCGCCAGUGCCGUGCAUUUCCCCGCCAGGCGAGAGAGGACCUCUCCGAUGCCAAUCGGGCGGACCCCCGGGCAUUUGUCGAGUGCGAUGAGGCGGCACAACCGCAGAGCCUUGAUGUCGUCUCAGGGAACAAUGGUGUUGGCCAGGGCGGACAAGAGAGACGCCACUGCCGAGCGAAGGCGGCCGCUCUUGGCGCCGAAGCGAAGCAGGAGCCCCUGCCAGAAGUCCGCGUCGCCUCCAGUCGGCCCAACGCUCCCGCUCAGGCUUCGUGUAGUGCGCUCCACCGCUGA
Vitrella brassicaformis is the source of this 528-nucleotide messenger RNA. Lineage: Eukaryota; Vitrellaceae. The record is from the annotation of a GenBank genome assembly.